AUGAAUUUCAAACUUUGUUUAUUGAUCUUGGUCGUUUAUAAGGGCACUGAAGCUGUUAAACUGCUCGAAGCGAAUCCUGAUGUAAAACGCCUUUACGAUGAUCUACUUAGCAACUACAAUCGGUUGAUUCGACCCGUCACUAAUGUCAGUGACAUAUUGACAGUGAGGCUUGGGCUGAAGCUUUCGCAGCUGAUGGAAGUUAACCUGAAAAAUCAGGUCAUGACUACUAACCUUUGGGUGGAGCAGAAAUGGUUUGACUAUAAAUUGCAAUGGAACCCAGACGACUACGGAGGAGUGGAAAUGCUGUACGUACCGUCGGAGCACAUUUGGUUGCCCGACAUCGUGCUCUACAACAACUGGGAUGGUAAUUAUGAAGUAACUUUAAUGACCAAAGCAACCUUGAAGUACACCGGCGAAGUGAACUGGAAGCCGCCAGCGAUCUACAAAUCGUCCUGCGAGAUCAACGUCGAAUACUUUCCAUUUGAUGAACAAACAUGCUUCAUGAAGUUUGGUUCUUGGACCUAUAAUGGAGCUCAGGUUGACCUUAAACAUAUGGACCAGUCUUCCGGAAGCAGUCUAGUUCACGUCGGUAUUGAUCUAAGCGAGUUUUAUUUGUCAGUCGAGUGGGAUAUACUUGAAGUACCGGCCACGAGGAACGAAGAGUACUACCCUUGUUGCCCCGAGCCUUUUUCUGACAUAACAUUCAAACUGACGAUGCGCAGAAAAACAUUAUUCUAUACCGUCAACCUGAUUAUACCCUGUGUGGGUUUGACGUUUUUGACCGUCUUAGUUUUCUAUCUACCCUCGGAUUCGGGUGAGAAGAUUUCGCUCUGCAUCUCCAUCCUGGUGUCCCUCACUGUGUUCUUCCUCGGUUUGGCCGAGAUCAUCCCGCCAACAUCCCUGGCAAUCCCAUUGCUCGGGAAAUAUCUUCUAUUCACCAUGAUACUCGUCUCGCUCAGCGUAUUGGUCACUGUGUGCAUAGUAAACGUGCAUUUCAGGUCUCCGUCAACGCACACAAUGUCGCCGUGGAUGAAGAAGUUAUUUCUUCAGCUGAUGCCCAAACUCUUGAUGAUGAGGAGGACGAAGUACUCGCUUCCAGACUACGAUGACACGUUCGUAUCUAAUGGAUACACCAACGAAUUAGAAAUGAGUCGAGAUAGUUUGACUGACGCUUUCGGAGAUUCGAAAUGUGACAACGGAGAUUACCGCAAGUCCCCUGCUCCUGAAGACGACAUGAUGGGAGCCAGCGCUCACCAGAGACCUUCAGUAACCGAAUCUGAGAAUAUGCUGCCUCGCCAUUUGUCGCCUGAAGUCGCUGCUGCCCUAAAGAGUGUGAGAUUCAUCGCUCAACACAUUAAAGAUGCUGACAAGGAUAAUGAGGUCAUCGAAGAUUGGAAGUUCAUGUCAAUGGUGCUGGACCGCUUCUUUCUCUGGCUGUUCACCAUAGCUUGUUUUGUGGGAACUUUUGGGAUAAUCUUCCAAUCCCCGUCUCUAUACGACACCAGAGUCCCUGUCGAUCAGCAAAUAUCAUCUAUACCGAUGAAGAAAAACAACUUUUUCUAUCCUAAAGACAUUGAAACUAUUGGAAUUAUUAGUUGAAUUCGAACGGAAGAUAUGUAUUUCAGUCUAUUGAUUAAAUAAAAAAGAUGUGUGGUGUCGUGGGACACCCGAUAGGAACGAAGUUCUUUAUUAUAAAAAUAUUAAUUUUAAGUUCUAUUCGAGGU
Molecule: messenger RNA, 1724 nt
Organism: Bombyx mandarina (wild silkworm)
Lineage: Eukaryota; Metazoa; Arthropoda; Insecta; Lepidoptera; Bombycidae
Gene: nAChRbeta2
Product: nicotinic acetylcholine receptor beta2
Biological process (GO): monoatomic ion transmembrane transport
Cellular component (GO): postsynaptic membrane
Molecular function (GO): acetylcholine-gated monoatomic cation-selective channel activity; transmembrane signaling receptor activity
Source: RefSeq, a predicted model, not a curated record